UACCCGGAGAACGCCAUCAUGGGCUGGCGAAAAUCAGGAACGUGGCCUGUCAGCAAGGGUGUCGUGUACAAACGGGCGGGCUUCGAUCUUCCGGAAGCCAGGGAUGUGCUUGAUCCUACGGAAUUGAAAGCUCCCACCAAUAAAGAGGAGUUCUAUACCCUGCUGGAUCAGAUGCUUUCCAGCCCGCCGGAAACCUCGACCCAGCUACGCGAAUUUUUGAUGGAUUGCUUUUAUCAGAAAAGUCGCAGUAUUGACUUACUCCAAGAGAAUUUAAGCAAUCACUACGAUGUACAAGUAGUCAUCGAGCGUGACCUCCCUGAAACAGACGCAGAGGUUACGAAGCGACGCGCCGAAGAUGAUCCAGCUGCACGUACAGCAUCCGGCGAAAGGUCAUUGUUCAAACGUCAGAACAUGAACUCAACUCCUAAUCCUGAGCCGAUUCAAUUAAGCAGUCAGCCGAUACAACCUCCCAAUGCAUCGCUCAAUGCAGGGCUCCAGCCAGAAUGGCACUCUAGCAGGAACUCAUAUGGCUGCAUUGGAAGUGUUUUACCUCACGCAGGGCCAAGCAUUUAUCCGACAGGACCGUUCUCUGGUACCUCGCAGUAUCCUGGCAAUCUAUGGCAAUACGAAAGCUAGAUCUUCUACCAGCACACAAACUCCAACACACCCAAGGGCAGUCUCAGCACGACGAUUGAACCACUGACCCCUCUUUAACAGAAGGCAUUCGCUGGUGGUCACCCACCCAACUAGGGUGGCUGCUGCCCCGGCGGAGCUAGACGGCGAAGCCGCUUUAUCGUCGCGCGAUCAGGG
Aspergillus welwitschiae is the source of this 810-nucleotide messenger RNA. RefSeq lists its product as uncharacterized. The transcript is spliced from 2 exons. The record is from RefSeq and is a predicted model, not a curated record. The coding region runs from base 19 to 636 and encodes 205 amino acids. NCBI's taxonomy places the organism in Eukaryota, Fungi, Ascomycota, Eurotiomycetes, Eurotiales, Aspergillaceae.